GUCGAGCAAUCGAGCCGCCAGGAGAAAGUAGUCGCGAGUAUUUGAGUUGUUCGACUAAGGAUCGCGGUGGGGAAGUGAUUUGCAGCCGUGUGACUAAGGCCGUGGGCCGCUUGAGGGAUGAGGGAGAAGCGGGGCAGCGACGCGGCGGUGCAGGGGACGAACGACAGCAGUGUCCUCAGCAAGGCCUCCGCAGCAGCCCAGGGCUACUUUGAGGAUGCCUUUAUUAAGGACUUUGUGUGCAAAGUGUCCAGAAGAGCCCCACUUAUUAACAAGGGUUAUUACGUGCGCUGGAGCGCUGUGGACCACUGCGUGAGGCACUUCUUGCACGUGACUGAGGGCUGCGCCAAGAGGCAGAUACUGUCUCUCGGCGCUGGGUUUGAUUCAUUGUACUUCCGCCUCCAUGCUGAGGGUCUGUCGCCGUCGCUGGUGGUGUUUGAGGUGGACUUCCCUGAUGUUGCUCGCCGGAAGGCCACCUUGAUCUGCGCCAGUGAUCACCUGAAAGGUGCACUGAAGGACUGGGAGCCCCAUUCUCCGCUGCACACUGGUCCCGUGUGUCUUUUCAGCAGUCAGUACCGCUUGCUGGGGGUAGAUGUGAGGGACGAAGGGAAAGCUGAGGAGGCUUUCGGCACAGCGGCUCUGCAGCGGAGCGCACCUACGCUGCUGCUCUCCGAAGUGGCUCUUACCUACAUGGACACAGAGAGAUCCGAUGCCUUGAUUGGCUGGGCCGCUCAGCUCCUGCCGCACGCGCUGUUUGUGAUGUACGAGCAGAUCCGGCCACAUGACCCCUUUGGCAGAGUGAUGCGGGACCACUUCCUGAAGCUGAAUUCUGCUUUGCAUGCACUCAUUCGCUACCCGGACACAAGCGCCCAGAUGCAGAGGUUUCUAGACAGGGGAUGGGAGCGCUGUGUGUGUUUGGACAUGAACCAGUUCUACCUGGGUCUGCUCUCUGAGAAGGAGAGGAGCAGAGUGGAGAAGCUGGAGCCAUUCGAUGAGUUUGAGGAAUGGCAUCAGAAAUGUUCGCACUACUUCAUCCUCACUGCAUCAAAGGGGCCUCUGACCAGCCAGGCACUGAUUGCCUUUCCCUUGGUGUCUCCGCUGCCCACCAUGUCCCCGGUGUUGAAUCCCAAGCUGCUUCGGGUGCAGCUUCUUCCUAUGGGCCUCAAGGGGCCUGCAGUGGAAGGCCUCGGGAUGGCCUCCGCUCUGAUUACCCCUGGGGUGAUCCUGCUGUGCGGAGGAGCCAUGCGGAGUGGCAGAGUGAACACCGCUAAGCUCCUCCUCAGAGAGCAGAAAGGCUGGACAAGUGUCUCCGCGGAGUCACAGACUGACUGGGGUGUCAGGAUGUACCACACAGCAACAGCUGUCCCAGGGUGGGGUGUCGUUGUGUUGGGUGGGCGUUCUUCCCCACUCAGGCCUGUGUGCAGAGUGCUCAGGGUGGCACUGAGCAUCGAGUCGCGCUCGGAGCUGCAUGCUGUAGCGGGAUCGACCCAGCCGCGGCUCUCAGUUACCGAUGUGUCCUGUGCCGGGGACGCGCCUCGACCACGAUGGCGGCACUCUGCCACACUGCUAAGCCAUGGAGGUAAAAAGCUCCUGUUUGUGUUUGGAGGCCGGACAGAGAUGGAGCCAGUGCUCUGUGAUGGCCACUUUCUGAAUGUGGACGAUCAGCGCUGGGAAACGGUGUCUAUAGAGGGCGCUGUACCUGCAGCACGCCACUCUCAUUCGGCAUGUGCCUGUGAAGGUGGUGUUGUGAUCUCUGGUGGCUUGGGCCGAGGAGGCAUCCCACUUGGAGACGCAGUCUUUUUGUUGCCUACAACCACUGGUUUCCGCUGGGAGGAGCUUGUGAUAAAGCCUCCCGUGGUGCCCAGGUAUUCUCAUCAUUCACACGUGAUUGGCCAACAGCUGCUGUUGAUCGGUGGCGUUUGGCUGCAGGCUGAUGGUGUUCCAGGAGUUGCAAUAAUUCACUUGGCCACUGGGAGCAGUGUUGAGUACAGCAUGGACAUUUCUGAAGUGCCCUGGCCACUCAUGCUGCAGUCAUUCUGUUCGGAGCUUCUGGAUGAAGAUGGGACAGUAAUUACACUGAUUGGUGGAGGGGGGAACUGCUUCUCAUUUGGAACUCAUCUCAACCCCCAGCCCGUCAGCCUAAAUCUGACUUCUGUGCUUUGACACUAACACCAACCGGUGAUGUGCACUAGUCCUUUUAAAUUCACUGCCUCUGAAACUAAAAGGACUCUUUGGAGGCUGACGGAUUAGCGUAAAGUUAUCACCUACAUUCUGCUUCCUGUCCUUGCUGUGUCUUUCUCAGUUGAGCCAGCACUUCAUAGAGUUCUGCAGCUGCACAGCUGCUGAUGAAGACGACGGUACAAUGAACAUGGACAGCAGGUUUGGAUGGACAAAAACUGGCCCUGAUGCUGCAUUUGCACAAAC
Messenger RNA from Scleropages formosus (Asian bonytongue), 2421 nucleotides. It is a transcript of the gene lcmt2, whose product is annotated as leucine carboxyl methyltransferase 2. The transcript has 14 exons. The coding region runs from base 118 to 2160 and encodes 680 amino acids. Lineage: Eukaryota; Metazoa; Chordata; Actinopteri; Osteoglossiformes; Osteoglossidae. The record is from RefSeq and is a predicted model, not a curated record. Gene Ontology annotation, molecular function: protein binding; tRNA methyltransferase activity. Gene Ontology annotation, biological process: wybutosine biosynthetic process; tRNA methylation.